This is a messenger RNA of Fusarium sp. VM40, 3468 nucleotides long. The record is from the annotation of a GenBank genome assembly. Lineage: Eukaryota; Fungi; Ascomycota; Sordariomycetes; Hypocreales; Nectriaceae.
AUGGAGAACUCAUCGACCCCUCUCGCCGAAUAUUUCUGGAUCGCCGGCGUAGAGUCGGUGUCCUACCACGAUCCCAACUCCCAGCCUGCACCCGCCUCUAUUCCUGUCGAGUCCACGAUUGUCGAGGACGGCGAAUCUGACGACGAAUACACAAAUGGCGACCAAGCAAAGACAAAGGCGCGGCACUCACGCCAGGGCUCAGCCAGCCGCACGUCUAGGAUAUCUCUCACCGACCGCUUCUCUAUACAGGCUCUUGACGAAACAGAUGGCAACACCAAGAGCAACCGCAGUAGCGCCACUAUUCGUGCUGUGAACCCUCCCAACUUUGGCAACACCAAUGGAACUGGCAACAUCAACACCAAUGGCACAGGCCAAAGCCCUGGCCCCAGCAGUAUUCUUGGCGAGGGCUCCAUGUUUAUGGAUAACUUUGAUUUCGACAAAGCUUUGGUCAAGUUCGCAGCUGAGCGAGAGGUCUUUCUUGAGGACCUGAGCUUCAGUGCGGGCGCCAAAGUACAAGCCAGGGUACCAAUGGUGAACCCUCGGGCAGAGAGGAUCAAGGCAGAGGAAAGCGACAGCGGCAGACUGAGUCCUCUCAGGAGCAUUAAGGGUAGCAUCCGCCGCAAGAUGAGCUUUAGGGAUAUGAACAGCGUGCGCAAGCAACCCAGCAACAGGAUCAGUACGAGCCGCGCACCCUCAAUCCGAACUACCAGACGACUUAGCAACUAUAACUCCGUAAUACCACCUCCCGAACCUCUCAACACCGAUCCCGACAUGCACCCCCUCAAACGACGAUUCGAACCGGUUCUCCUUGAUCGAUAUCCUCCUCAGGAGGCUGGAGAUGAAAUUUCACGACGUGGAAGGUUUCCCGACUACGUUCCCAUGUUUGCUUUCCCCAAUGACAUCCAGAUUGUGUCAUCCGAUGACCGACCGCGAUCGACAUGGCAUGGCUUCACUAUGACUUCAGACGACAACUCAAAGCUGUACGGCAUUACCAUUAUCAUCUGGACUGCUCUCAAUGCCGAGGUAGCUGAAGACGUGGAGAAGAAGUGCGAACAGUGGCGCCAGAGCCACAUGUCAGAAGAAGAGCGAGAGUUGGCAGCUAGCUUGGGAGUUCGUUUGGCUGGUGAACGAACUCACCUCUCACAACUUCUUGCGAAACUACCCACGAUCCCAUCAGGUUCUCCAGCUCGUGAGAGGCUCGAAGACGAGAUCAGUACAGUGGAAGAAAAGAUUACGCUCAUGACAGAUAUGCUUAGGCCCCUGAGGCACGGCGCUGCGUCUAAAAUCGAAGGCCUUACUGCUGGCGAGAGUGGACUUUGGACGCCUCGUGCGUACGGCAUACUGGGCCGAGAUAUAGGCAAUAUGUCCUUCUGGAAAGAGUGGCUCAAGGCUAUUGUUACACCCAUGACGGAUGGCGGUGUUCUGAGAAUCCCCCCUAGCUCACCCAGGGUUGGCCGCUGGCAACCCUUGGAACGAUAUGUCGUCAACUUAUGUACAGAAGCGUUCAACCCCCUUGGUUCCAAAACUCAAGUUGAAUUAGGGGUGCGAGAAUUGCGACUCUACGCUCGGAAGGAGGCAGAUAAUGAGAUUCCCGGCUCGCGAUCCAUUGACCUCUAUGCCCUAUUUCGCUGCCUAUCGCUCGAGAACAUCGUCGCUCUGUUCGAAUAUGCCAUGUCCGAAUCUCGGAUUAUCUUUCUCUCCUCCCACACUAGCAUGCUGCACCUUGCUUGUCAUGCGCUGGCAAACCUACUCUAUCCCCUAAAGUGGGCUAGUAUCUUCAUUCCUAUACUUCCAGCACGACUCUUGUCAGCUCUGGAAGCGCCUUGUCCAUACAUUGUGGGCAUUGAGCGACGCUAUGAUAAUAUCGAGCUCCCUGAAGACGAUUAUGUACUAGUUGACUUAGACAAGGAUACCAUCGAUGCUACUGCACAACCUGUCCGGCUUCCUCGUCAGGCACGUAGGAAGCUUAUGUCUCUGUUACAAGUCGCAGCCCCGCACAAGCUUCGAUUUGGAGUUGCAACAGGCCCUCCUCCUUAUGCUAUGGAAUCGUUCCCCUACGACGCCUUCUCGACCGAAAAUGGCUCACUGUUCAGAACAUCAACCUCCAAGAGUACUCUCGGCAAGUGGGUGUCGCAAAGCUCCUCAGGAUUUGGAGAGCCCAACCCGCCAACCGAAAUCCUGCCGCCACUUUUCAACGCCUUUGCCUCGGCAAAUGUCGAGAAUGGCAAAUCAGAUAGGCCCAGUACAAGCAGGUCGGGAAAGACUAGUCCUCAAUCGUCUGUGUCCCCUGUUUCUGUGAACUUCCCUCCUCUGCCUUCUACACCAGUUUCUCGUAGUGAUUCGGGCUUCGCCCUAGCAGCUACUCUUCGAGAGAAGCGUUCGGGGCAUUUCGGCGAGGAAAAGAUGCGACGCAGCUCCUCGUUCGGCAUCGACAAGCAACCUCCGUAUCACAAACCGAACCUCCCCUUCCUCAAUGGCCACCAGGCCAACUUAUCCAUUUCAGCAAUAUCGGUGGAGUCCCAGAACUCUGUUGUGGGAGGUGGUGGAGGAUAUGGAAACGGAUAUGCGCCAUCAACAUACGCCCAGUCAACGAUUGCGGCGUCAACUAUCAUGCCUAGCAUGCAGAUACAGCCUGUUCGAAACACGGAGACCACGGUCUGGGUCGAGGGACAUUGUUUCAAUUGGAUCCCCAAGGACAACACCUCAAUCUGUAACAUCUGCAACGACCACGCCGAAGGCGAUGGCAUCUACAAGUGUACUGGCUGCAAGAUCUUUUCUCAUGGUAGAUGUCUGGGCCAUUGCUCGCUUGUCUGCCCUGAAGCCUUCCAUCCAGACCGCAUUCGGGCGGCUUUUGUUCGCUGUCUUGCAAGCCUUUUGUAUACAUACCGCAAGUACCUCGGUCGACCUUCAAAGCAGCAAAAGUCCAAUGGCCAGCUGUAUGCCUUUGAUAUGGACGGUUUUAUCAAGAGUCUACCGCAUGAUCAGCACGAUUAUGCUGCGAUGAUGCGAGAAACACAGUGCUUCAAUGAGUUUAUCCAUGAUCGAGAGAUGCAACCAGCCAAUAACGCUUCGAUCCGAUUGUUCGAUGAAAUCAUCCUGGCUAAGAAGGCCCGAGGCCGUAGUGGCCUAUCCACAGGUCUCUCCCGGUUGUCUACGCUACGCGCCUCUCACGGCGCCUCAACUUAUGGCGGUUAUAACCCUCCGCGCGGCGGUUCUAAUAGCAAGGUCCCCGCUUUCCUCGGUGACACAUCCGACCAUAUCUGGCGGACUGCUUCGGUCCCUUUACCGAAGGGUAACUUUCCAGGAGAGUACCGGACUGUUGUGACACGGACUCCCGCGCGUCUCGAUAGAUCCCUGAUGCGGGAGCCUCGGUCUAUCCAGGGCAUGCCUCGUGUAGAGCCACGGGGUGCGCGUGGUCUCGUUCGAAAGCAGGUUCCCAGUAUGCUUGGCACGACUCCACCUACUUGA